AUGUCUUUGACGAGCGGGUUGUUCAGGAUUGGUUGGCAAGGAUGCGACAUGAGUGAGAGUAAUAAUAAUGGUGAAUGUGAUAGUGAACUAGUUCUGCUUCGGCCGCCGAAACUUACACACCCGCCAAAAGCAAAUGCGAAUGAGUCAAAGGGCAGCCGCAACACGGACUUGGAUGAUACACAGAGUCAAAACAAGGAAGAUGACGUCCUGUUGGAUGCUGCUGAUAAUCAGAAACAAGAUGAAGCAAAUGGAGAUGCAGAAUGUGAGGACAAACACCCACCAUUCAAAACCCCAAGAUGGACUCCCAAACGCGUCCGACAAAAUGAGGACUCCACUGCACAAGAAGCUGUGAACUGCCUCAAGUCUCUAUCAAAAGUUGUUACAGCCAAAGAUGAGCAUUCAGUAUAUGGAGAUUAG
Molecule: messenger RNA, 417 nt
Organism: Acanthoscelides obtectus
Lineage: Eukaryota; Metazoa; Arthropoda; Insecta; Coleoptera; Chrysomelidae
Source: the annotation of a GenBank genome assembly